UUUCCCACUCUUUCAACACCCAGCGUUGCUUUCCUCUUUUCUUAUUCCCUUCCUGGGGUUUACUUGAAGGUUUGGGAAAAUAUUGACUUCAUACCCUGGUUGACCACAAUAAUAAUAUUCGGGAUUAAGUCUGCUCGUCAUUUUGGGGGAAUUUGAGUCCCAUUUUAUUUUCCUUUUCUGGAUUAUUCCAUGAAUUGUGCCUCUUGUCCAUUGCAAUUCUGAAUGCAUGAAUGUUGGUGGGAGGGUAAGAAAAUCCUUUUUAAAAUAUAUAUAUAUAUAUAUAUUUCUUUUAUUCAAUCCCAUUCCUUUUGCUUUAGUUCUCCGCUGUCACAACAAUUAAGAAAGAUAGAUAAAUUGGGAGCCUCUCCAUCUGCAUAUAGGAUGUGGACCAAAGGAACGCUUGUUAUGGAGGCCUCGUGCUCUUCUUCUACGUCGUCUCAUUCCGUACAACCUUAACGAUAUUGGCCACAAUCCGAACGAAUGGACGAUGUCCCAAGCAGCAGAAGCGUCGCAACUCCUUUUGUAGGCACGCAAUCGUCUCAAUCGUUACACUUAGGAUUGUGAGCACAAAGCCUUUUGCCAACGGAGCAUUCACAGACAUUCUCUGAGCAAAUCUGGGAAGCUCUUGAAGUUGAGUGAUAUUUAUUUACGCAUACAGGAUUUGAACAGAGGAACACAAAAAGUACAUGUAACCCGUGGCCUAAAACGAUGACACUUAAAGAGAUAACUGCCUGCAGCUCCUCCUCCUGUGCAGGAAAACCCAUUUCUACUUAGCCACUAUUUGCAAAAUCCGUGAUUCAUUUGGAAGCCUCCCGCAACAGCAGCUUGAAAGGUUCAGAAAAGUGGCCGUUAAGGGAGCAGAAUCCAACCCAGGUGACGGCCUAUAAAUUUACAACUUGCUAGGAAACAUGAGCAUAACUCACCUGCCAUGCUCGAGACGUUAAUAAUCCUUCCCUUGGAUUUCCGGAGCAACGACCUACAGCGAAACCUGGUCCAAAGGGACUCUGCCCACUGAGGGGCCCAUUCCUGGGAAGAAAGAGGGACCUGGCCAUAGUCCCCUCUGCAAUUCCCAGAAGCUGCUAUUGAUCCCCUUUCAAAGGUUGACCUAGAAUGGACAUUGGCUAGGAAGUACUGCCUGUAACAACUCAACGUCUAGAGAAAGAACAAUCUUAGGAUUGUGGGCGGAGACAUGGAAAGAGAGAAUCCCAGCAAGGAAGCUGUCCUCAUUACGGGUGGAAGUGGAUAUUUUGGCUUUCGGUUGGCUUCAGCCUUAGCCAAGAGCCAAGUGGAUGUGAUCCUGUUUGAUGUUUCCAAGCCUACCCAAGAGAUGCCCAAGGGUGUGACAUUUGUGCAGGGUGACAUCUGCGCGAUCCAUGAAGUAGAAGAAGCACUCCGGGGUGUGUCCUGUGUCUUCCAUGUUGCUUCCUAUGGAAUGUCUGGCCGGGAGCAGCUCAACCCAAAACUUAUAGAAGAGGUGAACGUCAAAGGAACCGACAAUAUCAUCGAAUCUUGCAGGAGAGUUGGAAUCCCCAAACUUAUAUACACAAGCACGUACAAUGUAGUCUUUGGAGGCCAAGUCAUAGAAAAUGGAGAUGAAUCUUGGCCUUAUCUACCCCUACAUCUUCACCCAGACCAUUACUCAAGGACCAAAGCUUUGGCUGAAAUGAAAGUUCUGGAGGCCAACGGGACACUCCUAAGGGAUGGCCGGGGAAUUUUGAGGACCUGCGCCAUAAGGCCUGCUGGCAUUUAUGGACCAGGAGAGCAGAGGCAUCUUCCAAGGAUUGUCAACUACGUUGAGCAAGGAUGGUUCCGGUGUGUCUACGGGAAUCCUAGCAGCCUGGUGGACUUCGUGCAUGUAGAUAACCUGGUGCAAGCUCACAUGUUAGCGGCAGAGGCUCUGGGUGCCACCAAAAACCAUACGGCUGCUGGCCAAGCCUAUUUCAUUUCGGAUGGGAGGCCGGUCAAUAAUUUUGAAUUUUUCCGCCCUUUGGUGGAAGGUUUAGGCUACACCUACCCGUCCCUCCGCCUCCCCCUGCCCCUGGUUUACUUCUUUGCGUUUGUUACGGAACUGGUCCACCUCGUAGUGGGACGCCUGUAUAACUUUCAGCCCCUCCUCACUCGCACCGAAGUUUACAAAACCGGCGUGACUCAUUUUUUCAGCCUAGCCAAAGCUAGAAGGGAACUGGAUUACAAGCCUCAGCAUUACAGCCUCCGUGAAGUGGUGGAGUGGUUCCGGAACCAUGGUCACAGCCGAAAGUUUAGCAAGUCCUCCGAAAAACACUUCAUCAGAAAUGCAGCUCUGGUCUUCCUUGCGGCAGUGAUGGCCCUUUUGUGGUCUUGGAGUUUCUUUUGAAGCCCCUCAAAUAAGAAAAUACAACAGAGAUAGAAGCGGAGCUCUCGCCUCACACUCGGGAAGCUAUGAGUUCCCUCCUAGGCAGCGACAGAUGCUUACGUGUAAUUGUCUGCUGCUAACUCUGUGUAGGCAUCAGGAAGGGCAUCUGUCCAGUAAAUACCCAAUAGGUUUGAGGUUUAUUCGAUUUAUAUGCCGCCC
Molecule: messenger RNA, 2551 nt
Organism: Thamnophis elegans (Western terrestrial garter snake)
Lineage: Eukaryota; Metazoa; Chordata; Lepidosauria; Squamata; Natricidae
Gene: SDR42E1
Product: short chain dehydrogenase/reductase family 42E, member 1
Exons: 6
Coding region: 1190-2353 (387 amino acids)
Biological process (GO): steroid biosynthetic process
Molecular function (GO): 3-beta-hydroxy-Delta5-steroid dehydrogenase (NAD+) activity
Source: RefSeq, a predicted model, not a curated record